AUGAUGGGUCACGUUCUGUCUCCCCCGAAGCUGGUGCUUCUGGCUGUGCACCUAGCCAUCAACGCCAACAUUGACAGCUUGGCCUUUCUGACCUCUCGAUACACCACCGUCUUGCGCAAGGAGCUCAUUUUACGAAUACUUCUAACCUACCUUCCCGAGACUGUUAGAUCUAUCGACUAUGUCCCUUUUCUUGAAGAAAUCUCAUCCGGCGAUUUUGCGGACCGUGAAGCGAGCGACAUCGAUUACAAUAUCGUAGAGGAUCUGACGGACGAGCAGGCGGCAAGGAAGGUUCGCAAAUUGCAUUUGCUACCCCUGACUUGGAAAGACACGCCUUUUUGCACUGAUGAUGACCCGGUUACCGUUUUUCUGCUUCGGAGAGCCCAGCGUAUCGAUGAGGAGGCUGGCUUGCUCACCCAAUUACCAGAGCUACUUGGGCCAUUUCUCCAGUACGCCCCAGAUAUUCGUGUUUGGAUGGCCUCAACUUUGCUUCCAUUACUGAGAAGAAACUAUGAAUACUAUCCCACGAAUAGUAUUCCAUACUCGCUUGCCGAAUUUUAUAGCCUUCCCGAUGGCGUUGCAGUUGAUGCCCUUCUGUCUCAGACAGGCGUUCGGUCCGAGGAUUAUGUCUUCGUCGGUCGGGAUUUGAGAGGGCUCCUUGUUCCAUGGCUACAUAAUAAUUUUCGCUGGAAACGAGCUGAAGGGGACGAUGCAGACGAUUCCUCGGGCGAGGAUCUCUACAGCCCAGGCUGGGAACGAGCGAUUGAAUGGCUCUUGUCGCAGAGUUCUAAUUCUUGGAGAGUUGCCGCGGCGGCCAUCGAGCAAUGGGGAGGCGCUGUGGAUGUCGACUUAGGCGACUAUGACACCCUAUGGCUCAACGAGCAGCAGCAACAGUAUCUCGAUCGUCGGUACGCUCGAGCUGUCCUAGCCUGCGCUUAUGUUGUUCCUGAAGCGACUGUCGAAGCGCUCCAGGGUGCUCAUCAAAUGCUCAGAAAGGUUAUGGAUCUUCUCGGCGAAGAUGAGAUUCUACCCCUGCCUUCAGCAGCGGACUCUCUUUCUGCUGUAUCCCACUUAGAAGGCGACAGCGUUCUCAGCCAUAAGAACACAGGCUUCAUGCGGGACGAUCUCCUGAAACACUCAAACCCUCUUACGACACCAUCUAAAAAGGCAACGCAUUUGCUACAUGCCAUCAUAGUUAGUGCGUUUAUCCUGACACGGCUCGGGCAGCCGUGCACUAUCAAGCGGGCGGGCGAUCUUGCUUUCAUCCAGGACGAACGAGAUCAGAAAGCCGAAGCAAUCAAACUAGUGCAUGUCAUUGCCGAACAAGCGACAGGACGUGACGAAAGCUUUUGGAUCAAGGCACGCAACGAACUCCUUUGGUUGCGGAAUUGGGGCAUCACCACCUCUCCAGAUGGCACAGUUAUGGGGGUUUUUGCAAAGGUUAAGCCAGCAGUCAUUGAAACUGAGAUUUUAAAGUCCCUCUUGUCUACAGAGAGAUACGCGUUGGCCAGGUCAAUGUAUGAGGAUGAGAUCGACAAGCUUCUGCCGGAUGAAAUUCUUCGAGACACAAUUAUUGCGGCAGCUCUCAACGCAUAUGACAACGCUUCGAACCCCAACCGAAACAGGGGAGGACUCAAGAAGUGUGACGAGAUCAUUAACGCUUUCCCACGAACCAUUCAUAAAUCUUGUCCUGAGAGAUGCCGCAUCGAUGCUUUGCUCAAGGCGACGCAUGCUCUUAGUGAAUAUCGCUUGGUUUUGAGGCAGGGCGAGCCAUUCAGCCCUGUUGUGCUGCGCGUACACACAGACCCGGUCUCUAUCAUUGGUAAAGUCUUGGAGCAGAACCCGAAGAGCUACACGCGUGUCCAGGAUCUUGCAGAAGUGGGCUCCAAUAUGGUUCGGGCUGGUCUUGUACACCGAAACAGCAAGACUGCCGCCCAGUCUCAAGAAGAUGGUCAAGCACAAAUAGAUGCUACAGAAAAGCGUACUAUUGCCAUGUGCAUCGAGGCGGCCUUGGCAGAGCAUGACUUUGAAACUGCGUACUCAUACAUUGUCAACAGGCUAAGUGGUGCAGCUUAUGGCUCGAAGUCGGCCAGCACGAUAAUGCUAGCUGACGACGACUUUUCGUGGAGAGCCGCACUACAGGCAGGGCAGUAUAUCAGAACGGCAAGGACAGUUCGCCCGACGCACCUAGGCAAUGCCAGUGGCAACCCGGAAAUCCGUCACCUGGAACAGCGUAUUGACUGUCUUGCUACUGCUCUCCGUAUUGCCCCGCCCUCACAACUCCAGGAAAUCCUCAAGUCAUUCCGACGCUGCGAAGAACAGCUUGACUCAGCACUCAGGGAAGAGGCUAUUCGUGAAGCUGACCUAGAUGCUGCCGCCGAUUCUAGCUCGCAUGGCAUGCCUGGUGGAUUCGAUGCAACUUCCGUGGCAGCCCGCUCUCAACGACUACACAGUAGCCAGUCUCGCUCGACGGCAGUGGCCAAGGGAGGCGAUGAUGCACCUAUGUCACUCUUUGACCUCUCUCGUGCCACUGCCCGUGCAGCAUCACGCAACUUCGCUGCGCUUUCGACGCUACAACAGUCCACCGGCGGCAAGGCUCCGGAUCCCGCAGAAGCAGCCGGAAGCAGAACUGCAGACGCAAGUGACGAUCACCGUAGGGCAAGGAAGCGUGACCAGAUUCGUGAAGCUGCUAUGGGUACUUUGACGUCGGGUGUGGGUUGGCUUAUUGGAGCACCAGCAGCACCCACUGAUAAUCGGGGGGCCAGAGAGGACUAA
Messenger RNA from Colletotrichum truncatum, 2772 nucleotides. RefSeq names its product secretory pathway protein Sec39. The record is from RefSeq and is a predicted model, not a curated record. Gene Ontology annotation, biological process: retrograde vesicle-mediated transport, Golgi to endoplasmic reticulum. NCBI's taxonomy places the organism in Eukaryota, Fungi, Ascomycota, Sordariomycetes, Glomerellales, Glomerellaceae.